GAUAUUUGGUGUACUUUUUUUGGUUUCAGCUUCGUCUGCAAUGGAAGAAACCGUUGCGAAUAAAACGCCUCAGAUCGGAGCAAGCUGCUCAACAUGUCCCCCAAUUCCGGAUCGUGAAGCUUUUCAACGUGCCCUACGAGAAUAUAAUCAGAAAAUCAGCGAAAUAACACAAAAAGACAGACUGCAAUCGGAUAUCGAAAAUGAUUUGAUGUACCGAGAUGAGGAGAGAUUAGCGAUGCGUUUGAAUGAGCUGGAAAAUGCAUACAGACAAACGAAAUUUGCAUCGAAUCGUGCCGAAAGAGUGCUGGUAAAAGAAAUUGAUAAGCUGAAACGAAAUCAAACAAAGCUAGCGCAAAAUGUGCUGAAAUCAAUUCGCGAAAUAACCAAUCAGCUACAGGAGACCGACGAUGAACUGAGGUACCAAAGGCGUAAUUUUCAGCAGCUCAAAGAACGCCUGCGCGAUCUGUAUCAGAUGAAAAAAGAGCUCGUUGAGAGUUACAAUGAGGAAAGAAAGGAGUACAAAGACUGGUGUACCGCGAAACGCAAUUCCGGCUCUUUUUCGCUGCACCCUGUGGAUUAUGGCUAUCCAGCCACAUAUCCGUCAGCACAUCGCAGUCAAGCUUAUGGUAAGAUUUUUUAUCGCUUUACAAAAAAAAUCAGAUAAUG
Messenger RNA from Gongylonema pulchrum, 666 nucleotides. NCBI's taxonomy places the organism in Eukaryota, Metazoa, Nematoda, Chromadorea, Rhabditida, Gongylonematidae. The record is from the annotation of a GenBank genome assembly.